Galendromus occidentalis (western predatory mite) is the source of this 1320-nucleotide messenger RNA. RefSeq lists its product as uncharacterized. Lineage: Eukaryota; Metazoa; Arthropoda; Arachnida; Mesostigmata; Phytoseiidae. Gene Ontology annotation, cellular component: plasma membrane. The transcript is spliced from 7 exons. The record is from RefSeq and is a predicted model, not a curated record. The coding region runs from base 1 to 1320 and encodes 439 amino acids. Gene Ontology annotation, biological process: canonical Wnt signaling pathway; non-canonical Wnt signaling pathway. Gene Ontology annotation, molecular function: Wnt receptor activity; Wnt-protein binding.
AUGGAUAUCCCGAAUCCCUCUACCAAAGAUGACAGGAGCACGGAACAACUCCGAUCCCUGAAAUUACCGUCUUUGCCGUCCCGGGUACGUGUCCUCCCGCCGGGACCCGUUGGUAGUGAGUUCGAUCCGGGCCGAGACUGUAGCCUGAAUCCGAGUGAACACCAACCGAGUUUCGACGAACUGAAUCUCCUGGCACUCCCUCACUGGCAACCCCCGGCAUCACCGGUCAAACGGACGAGCAAGAAUGUCCUGUGGAAUUGGAAACCGCGUGAGGGUUACAUGUUCCCAGAAACCAAUGAUGAUGCGCUGCAGAUAAUCCCUGAGCUCGCGUCUCCACCAGCCAGACCACCCCGGGGGCUGCCCCGACCGAUUCCCGGAAAAAAUACGGUCGCCUUCCGACCCCAGCGACCACCUCCGAUCGUUGGUGAUCACCUGUUCAGUUCUCUCAAUUUUCCAACGCAAACCGAUGUUGCGUUCAGCUUACCCAUGGAGAGAUCGAACUUGACGCUCUUGCACGAGUCGUCGAUAUACGAGCCGUCGUCCUCGGGAGCAGCGAUGAAAUCUCUUUCCAAGAACCAGGACACCUCCACAGAGCUCAACGAAGUCAGUCUGUCCACCUAUGAAAAACAAGAUACGGAAGCAAACUGUUUAUGCUGCUGUUUCACCACGUUCUGUCUAGUCAUGUCGAUAAUUUUACUCACGGCAUCAGCCGUUCUGGCCAUUAUACAUGGGGCCGAAGUCUACAGAAGAAAAAUCGCAACGCUGGAUCCAGACACGUUCUUCUACACGCUACCUGGAACUAUCACCGAGAGCGCGAGCUCCUCUCGACCAGCCAGUGUGGCGCUAACCUGUGAACCGUACAUAAUUGAGCCCUGUGUUCCUUUCCUGAAGUACAAUCACACAGGUUUCCCGAAUCUCGUCGGUCAUAACAACUCCAGAGACCUCGAUAGGGAUUUGAGCUUGUUCCGUGAAGUGAUGGAUGGGGAAUGCUAUCCGCUCGCUUCGAAUCUCCUCUGUGGUCUCCUGCAACCGCAAUGCAAUCCCACCACGAAACUGAAGAUCCAUUCCCCCUGUCGCAGUUUUUGUGAGUACUUCCUGCACAAGUGCGACUCAUCAAUACCCGAGAAGAUCCGUCCGAGGAUCAAUUGUUAUCGCUUGCGAACCGAAGACUGUAUCGAGAGACCCGCCUGCUCUGAAGAAUUGAGAGCAAUAAAGGAAGACCAAAGAAUUUGCGAUGGAAACAUCGACUGCGAGGAUCGGACCGAUGAAAUUGAUUGCCCCACCGAACCUCCAUCGAUCAACAGCACGACCAGUGAGUAG